AGUUUCUCCCAUCAAUCUUCCAUCCGAAGCAAUGAAGUAGGUGUCCUAACGAUAAAAUUGUAAGGGCAUUUUCGUCCAAACAAAUAGAAAAGAUGCAAUUACGCAUGGGCCAUGGGGCACGAGAGGCUUCUGUUUUCUGGAGCGUUCCCUCCUCCAUUCAAUCUCUUUCUGAAACCGUCGAGGCCGAAAUGCCAAAGAUCUGCUUGAAUAAAUUUUGAAUCUGUAUAAAUAUUCAAAUUUCCUUCUCUCUUUCUCUUCCUCUUUCUCUCUCUCGGUCUCUCUCUCUCUCUCUCUCUCUCUCUAGAACAGAAGCAAAGAAGGAGAGACAAUAUGUUAUGCUUCGGAUCAAAGCCGUUUUCUUCUUCUUUUCUUCUGAUUCUGCUUUCCCUUUUGCUAUGCUCAACAUUCUUCACCUUCUCCCAUGGCAGCUCUAAUGUUCAAAAUCUCCAGCCUACGCGUGCUUUUCCUGAGCUUGUCGAGGAGAGGGAGCAAAAUGGGUUUGUUCCAUGGGUACGAAGAAGGUCUCUGGCUGAAACUGGUAACAGCUCGGAGCUGAUUUUGGCUGAGAAGGGAACGUACAGGAAAGACCCCACUGAUGGGUUCAAGCGCUACACGGGAGGUUGGAAUAUCAGCAAUCAGCAUUACUGGGCUUCAGUUGGUUUCACAGCAGUUCCCCUGUUCUUUAUCGCUGCGAUCUGGUUUGUUGCAUUUGGACUAUGUCUGUCCCUCAUCUGUCUCUGUUACUGCUGUUGCAGUCGAGAGCCUUAUGGCUAUUCCCGAACAGCUUAUGCCCUCGCCCUUAUUUUCCUCAUAGUUUUCACCAUUGCUGCUAUUGCUGGAUGUGUGGUCCUCUACACCGGCCAGGGGAAGUUCCAUACUAGUACAACAGACACCUUGGAUUAUGUUGUGCACAAGGCAAGUACAACUGUUGAUAAUCUUAGGAGUGUCUCGGGCUAUCUUUCUGCUGCCAAGAAGGUUGGAGUUGAUCAGGUUACUUUAGCUGACAAUAUUCAGUCGAACAUUGACAAUAUCCAAAAGAAGAUAAAUACUUCCGCUAAUACUCUUUCUGAACGGACAAAAAAAAAUUCAAGAGACAUACAGCAAGUUUUGGAUGAUGUGAGGCUUGCUCUUAUUGUUCUAGCAGCUGUUAUGCUCUUUUUGGCAUUUCUUGGAUUUUUGUUCUCCAUCCUUGGAAUGCAAUGUCUUGUGUAUUUCUUGGUUAUCAUUGGCUGGAUCCUCGUAGCUGGCACAUUCAUAUUGUGCGGUGUUUUUCUUCUCCUCCAUAAUGUGGUCGCAGACACGUGUGUAGCGAUGGAUGAAUGGGUGCAGAAUCCCACUGCUCAUACUGCUUUAGAUGAUAUCCUGCCAUGCGUGGAUAAUGCAACUGCCCAAGAAACCUUGUUGCGAAGCAAGGAUGUGACUUUCCAAAUUGUCAACAUGGUUAAUUCUGCUAUAAGCAAUGUCUCCAAUGCUAACGUCCCUCCAAAUGUUGGGCCUCCUUUAUAUUUCAAUCAGUCAGGUCCUCUGAUGCCUAUUCUGUGCAAUCCGUUUAAUUCUGGCCUGACUAAUAGGCAAUGUGCAGCUGGUGAAGUGGAAAUGAACAAUGCUACAGAGGUGUGGAAGAAUUAUAUCUGUCAGGCUUCGGCAUCCGGAAUAUGUACAACGCCUGGACGGGUGACUCACGACAUCUACGGCCAGAUAGCUGCUGCAGUAAAUGUUAGCUAUGGUCUGUAUCACUACGGCCCAUUCCUAGUUUCUCUGCAAGACUGCACUUUUGUGAGAGAAACAUUCACUGAUAUCAGCGGAGAAUAUUGUCCUGGUCUGCGGCGGUACAGUCAGUGGAUCUAUGUUGGUUUGGUUAUGGUCUCUGCUGCUGUGAUGCUUUCACUGAUCUUCUGGGUAAUCUACGCACGAGAGCGACGACACCGCGUUUACACCAAAAGGUUAACAGGGGGACACUCGGGAGGGCAUUUUGACAAGGCUCCCUAGAGGGUUUCAACCUUCAAUUUUAAUUUACUCGGCUUCAUUGAGCAUCCUUUUUUUCACUUAUUUUCUUUACAUGUACAUUUGAGUUAAUAUUAUCGUUGUAUCCUGUGCAUUAUGCGAGGUUUGUUAUUCCCAGAGUACGGUGAAUUAGGGUUGUUUAUGGUCUAGUAUCGUUUCAUUCUACUAAAUAUUUUGAUGUUUGGAGAGCCCCUUGAUUAUGAGAUUGGCUUCUUAUGCCUUUUU
Malania oleifera is the source of this 2229-nucleotide messenger RNA. RefSeq lists its product as uncharacterized. The transcript has 9 exons. Gene Ontology annotation, cellular component: plasma membrane; plasmodesma. The record is from RefSeq and is a predicted model, not a curated record. The coding region runs from base 331 to 1989 and encodes 552 amino acids. Lineage: Eukaryota; Viridiplantae; Streptophyta; Magnoliopsida; Santalales; Ximeniaceae.